UCAGUUGACGUAUUCGUUUUGAAAACGAAAGUUGAAAAGUGAAUUCAAUCAAAACAAAAAUAUUGAUCUUGUUGCUUCGCAAAACCAUCUUUAUGUAGUGUGCAGAAAAAAUCUUGUAAACUUUUUCGAUAUGAGCUAUGAAGAAAGAAAAAAUGCUCUUUUCGCCAGUUUGGAAACAGCGGAACGAGAAAUUCCCGUUGGGUCAAUCUUACACCAGCAGGACUUUAGUCACGAUCGAAGAGUAUCGAUCAAUGAAGAUCGACAAGACCACCAGCGUUCAGCUUCAAAGUCAAUUAAAAAAUUUCGCGGACGAGAAAGUAUCUUUAAGCGACCGGCUCUUCCGAUAAACCGAUGUCUACCCACUUCGCGUGUUCCGGAUUUCAAAAAAAAUCCUCACAAAUGGACCAAGUAUUCUCUGGAGGAUGUGGACAUCAGUGACCGGACUAACACAGCGGCUGCGUUCAGUUUUUUGCGGGAGAUGGAAACACAAAAGCAGGAAGACGAAAAAAUGGCUGAAGAAGUUUCAAGUGGAGGAUCCACCAGCUUUCGUGGUAAAGUACGAUUCAAUCGCAGUUUGAAAUUGAAAUCUCAUCUCGAGGAAGAGGACGAACCGUCGCAGUCGAAAGAUGACACUCCGAAAGUUAAGGGGUCAAAGGUGCUCAUGCCGGAAUACGUGGUGGGACAAAAGAUCAAAAAGACCAAGUCUGUUAGGCUUGGAACUGCUACGUCAAAGAGAGACAGAAGCAAGGAGUUAAAGUUGGAUCAUUUAUUGGAAGAGGAAGGUGACUCGGGAGAUUGAAGAUGUUUCGAGAGUCGGCGAUAUGAUUUAUAAUAAGUUAAUUAUAUAUGUUCAUAACCUACUUGCUAUUGGAAAGGUAUCAAUAAUAGACCAUAA
Molecule: messenger RNA, 895 nt
Organism: Malaya genurostris
Lineage: Eukaryota; Metazoa; Arthropoda; Insecta; Diptera; Culicidae
Product: U5 small nuclear ribonucleoprotein TSSC4
Exons: 2
Coding region: 131-799 (222 amino acids)
Source: RefSeq, a predicted model, not a curated record